Linnemannia hyalina is the source of this 1758-nucleotide messenger RNA. The record is from the annotation of a GenBank genome assembly. NCBI's taxonomy places the organism in Eukaryota, Fungi, Mortierellomycota, Mortierellomycetes, Mortierellales, Mortierellaceae.
AUGGCUACAGGACGAAACAACAGCAACAACAACACCGCUGAAAAGUCUGCAGCCGCCGCCUUGACGAACGCACACCACUACGCACAACAACAGUUCAUCAUCAAAGGACAUCCAUAUCCGUCUCUCAGUGCUUGUGCAAAGGCCUUCUACAACCAGUUCUCUUUCAAGGACCAUGGAAGCGCCACUGACUCCUUUCGUGCAAGUCUGCGCGCCAUCCAAAAGAAACACGACUGGGCCGCUGAGCUUCUCAAAAACACCGACUCGGCAGAGUUCCGGAAAGAAGAAAAACUACUCCACCAGAGCGCUGAUCGACUCACACGGAAACGAAGUCAUACAAUAGCAGGAUUCGCCGACAAACAAUCGGACAGACUUGUGCGCGACACCUUGGUCACAAACACGACCAUCUUGCGAGAGGGUAACAGGAUCCUAGGAGACCUCACUAUCGGCAAGUUAUCCUCGAUUCAGACGCACGCGGAACAAAUGUCAUCUUCUUCGUCUUUGCGUCUCAAAACCCCCUCCAUCAGCUCUGAAUCCGAGGAAGACAAUCGCUCGUCAAUACCGUUUCCAAGAGCGCCGGCUGGCAAGGAUCAACCACCUGUAAUGAACCCAUCGUAUACUGGGGAGAGUCCACUCAAAGAUUUGGUCACUCUCAAGGAGGACCCAGCAGAAGAACAAACCAAGUUCAAAGAGACCGUGGGCGCGUUUGGAUGUCUCAACCAGCCAACAACAUGGAAGUCAGCAGACGGGACGAUCGACCUCCUCUCAACAUUCACUUCCUUCCUCGCCCGACGACCACGGGGCCCAUUUAUCGAACACGAAUACGUCGCAGAUCUCUCGGAGGGUGCAUCCUUCCUGAACUCGCUUUCGCGGGAAGAGUUUUCGGCCGCAUUGGAAUCUCAACCUGCGACACCGUUGUUGGUCACAAACUGGUCGACAGUGAUGGAGGUGUUUGAUAGGGUCCUCGCGCCCGAGUUUGGGUUUGAGGAGGCGUACCUUGCGGCCAGGAAAGAGUCGAUGUUGGACCCUGUUGCGGAGUUUGUUCAUUCCGUUCUCUACUCCUUUGGCACAUACUUACAAGUGGACAAGAGUAUCCCACACUCCCUCAACGAACGUGAAGCAUUCGCCGACAUAACCUGGCCAAUCAUCCGCGGAGCCCUACGGCUCGCUGGGAUCGCAUCCAGAUACCUAGAAGUCCCCAUCCAAGGUGUCGACGAACGCAAAAACGCCCACCGCAACCUCAUUAACGAAUCGAAAGCCCAUACCCAUUUCGCCGAUGGGGUUGGUUUACUUGAUGGAGGGCAGGCGUACCUUGCAGAGGCAUCUGUUCUUUUCAGUCCGGACCCACGGAAGAGACACAUUGACGAGUAUAAACUGAAGCGGGCUUUACGCGAUACACUCAUCUCACAGAUCAGGCGGAUCGCAGAAGAGUCUGUCCCGCCCUCGGGGACCUCUGUCUUUGGAUCGACAUCAUUCGCAGACAAGACAAAGUACUAUCGACUAGAUUUCUGUGGCGCGUUCAGACUGGUCCAGGUCGGGUCUAUGACGGUCCCGAUCACGGACUCGAACUUUGGAGGGCGGAUGCGGAGGUGCCUUACUUCGGCACUCGAGUUUGCGGCGCUUAUUAUGCAGGAGAAGAAGCAGCGUGAGGGGGCCCGGGACGCGACGAUGAAAGAGCGACAUGAGUUUGCGAGGGCUUGUACAAAGAUCGUCCGGACUACCACUAGCCCUGCAGCGAAGACCAAAAAGUCGCAGGAAUAA